AUGAGUGAUACCGAUCGGAUCGACGGUCUACUGGGUGAUCUACAGCGAUUGACUGAGGCAGGCCGUGAUCGCAUAUUGGGUUUUCUGCCGCAACAGGACCUCAUUGCGCUUCUCAAGGUCGCUCUUCGAGAACGAGACCAGGAUCGAGAAAACGUUGCCAUUCAGACUCAGUCGAAUCAAAACCCUCAUGCUGAGCCCACCGUACAUGUUGCACGCGAAGAGCCUAGCAAUGUGACCAAUCGAGCACACACCGCGGUGACUCUGCGGAACCAUAAACGACCCAGAACUGAUAGUUCUCCGACCGAAGUCGUCGGGAACAACUUGAACGCAGUGGCAGUCAAGCAAGAGCAUGAGACGAUUGAUCUUGUUAGUGACGACGAGUGGGAAAAUUCCAAUAUUGUUGUUCAGCCAAACAAUCCAAUAAAACGAGAGGAGUCUCCACCAGUACAACCUGGUGGCAGAGUUGGCAGUGUCUCGGCCCCAAAGAUAUCACCCGACCUUGAAAGGACACAGACCACUGAACCUCCAGAGGCACAAACUAGCUCUGGGAGUAGCAGUCGUAACAGCCUGGCCGCAUCAUCUCGUCAGUCCUCAGCAGUGCAAGAUGGUAUCGGAGGCAAUGGUUAUGGCAUGCUUCUACCAUCUCAUCCUGUUGGAGAAGGUUCGACACAAGCCCGUUUCGCCCAUACUACUGCAGCGGACUACCAUGGACAUCUCAAUCUACCUGUAUGCCUUCUUAUCCGGGGGGUUGAUGGGAAACAGGUCUACAAGACCUUUAUGGAACUACCAAACGACGUUCGACAAGACAUAGUACUUGAUCGUCUUCGGUCACAUAAAUGCAGCAUGGACAUCAACACCGACACCGAUGGCCUAGUGAAGGCUUUGCUGAGAUUGGACGAAGCGGACCGCGGCAAUAUUGUGGAACAUCUCCCUCCCAGAAAAGUGAAGAAUGCCUUCUUACUUCUCCUUCGCGAGAUAGCUGGACUUCCAAGUACGUCCGACAUUACCACUUUCGGUGGGCUUGCUAACACGAUCCUGCUUGUUGUAGUUCUGCAAGAGCAACCGCUCGCUUAUGAUCCACUGGCUAUGCAUCCUGUGUCCGCGCACGAACCGGUCUUUACAUCCAAUAAGCGGAGUAACUCUACAGCGAUAUCCAACAACUCGAAGCGAGCAAGAAUCGAUGCAACUGUAGCUCAGAACGCCAACCAGCCUGUGGCGCAAAUCAUAGUAAAGAAAGAGGAGGAUAUCAUCGAGAUCACUAGCGAGGCAAGAGAUGCGGAAGCCGAGACUGAUGUUCGAGCAAAAGCGGAAGAUCUACAAGAACCGGCAGACCUGGCAGUGUACUUGCGGAUUCCCAACUUGUCGGGCCCUGAUACGUUGAAAGAUAUGAACGACCUACCCAUCCCAGUCCGAGUCGAGCUUGAGCGACGUUUUAAAGAGAUGUGCUUGACCGGCAAGAAGAGGGCUAAAAGAUACGCAAAACUUACUCACGACCCGGCAAGAAGUGUGGAGAGAAGGUGCUGCAUUCAUAGUCGUCGCGAUGAGCCUGUCAGCGACCAGUAUAGUCAAGGCGGUGAGCCCAGAAGGACUGCGGAUGACGCAUGCAUUCACCACCGCCGACCUUGCGCUUACGUUACUACACACGAAGACAAGUACAUCAUCUACCUGGUGCCUUUACCUGAAGGUCUCCGAAAGAGCACGGACUGGAAACAGAUUGAUUAUUGGGUAAAGCCACUAUGCACUGCAGUUCAAGACUAUGUGGAGGGAUUGGAAGAGACUAGAAAGACUCCCUAUUACUUAAGAUCGCAGAGAAGGAUCUAA
Messenger RNA from Alternaria burnsii, 1821 nucleotides. RefSeq lists its product as uncharacterized. The coding region runs from base 1 to 1821 and encodes 606 amino acids. The record is from RefSeq and is a predicted model, not a curated record. Lineage: Eukaryota; Fungi; Ascomycota; Dothideomycetes; Pleosporales; Pleosporaceae. The transcript is spliced from 3 exons.